AUGGCGUCGCAAGUUAAUCGUCACGCCAAGAUCGGAUAUGUUUUUGGAUACGCGGCCGAUGUGUUGGGUUGUAAGCUCUACUUUCCCGAUGAUUGUACGCGAAAAUUUGUACCAGACAAUUGCGCAAAUGAGCACGUUCUUUAUCGCGACCGCCACACCACCACGGCUACACUCUCGGAAGCCAACAGCGAUGUAAAUGCAAGUAUCGAAGAGGGCGAUUAUGUUGCAGAAAUCGAAGCCACGGAUAGCAUUAUUGACGACGACGACAUCUUAACCGAUGCACAAGACGCGGGUAAACAAGACAGUGUUUGGACACGGCCGGUCGGUAAUCGUGGCACAGUUGACUCUGUCCAUCGAAAUGUGGAUGACUUUGGGGCUGGUGAUUCAGACUGUAGGAUCCGUAACAUGGCUGAAUUUGAUGGCGACUCGAUGGAAGAAGAUGACGCUGGCGUAAGUGGCCAAGUCGAGGAGGAUUUACAAGGUGGUAUGAGCUGUACCAGCUCAUACACCAGUUCAAUUAAUGGCAAACAAGGCUCGGUUGAGUACGAUGCAGAAUUGACACGAAAAUUGUUGGUAGCGCGGCAGAACUAG
Peronospora matthiolae is the source of this 591-nucleotide messenger RNA. NCBI's taxonomy places the organism in Eukaryota, Oomycota, Peronosporomycetes, Peronosporales, Peronosporaceae. The record is from the annotation of a GenBank genome assembly.